Molecule: messenger RNA, 312 nt
Organism: Cylicocyclus nassatus
Lineage: Eukaryota; Metazoa; Nematoda; Chromadorea; Rhabditida; Strongylidae
Source: the annotation of a GenBank genome assembly
AUGACUAUCAAGGAUUGGGUCAAGGCAUACAAAAACGGCGAUUUCGUCAGCCGUGACUACGAAACCCAAGUCAAGGCUGGGUGGUAUGAUUGGUUUUGCAAAACCGCAUCACUUGCCCGAAAGACCGAGGCAAUGGCUAAAAUCCUUAGCCGUAUCACCAAGCCCGAGUUGCUUGACUGCGAGGCGAUUUUCGCCAACAAGUGUCCCGCAUCUGCCCAUCCACUUUAUGAGAUGAUGUGGAUUCAGACACACGACGAAAAAGAGGACACCGUGUUCUGCAUUUCAAUCGGGGACAAGCGUUUCGACCACCGC